AUGACGACGAUAGAAUUUAGUGGAGAAGAAAAGAAGUUAAUUCUUCAAAUAGCAAGAGAGUCCGGAAGAGCAGAGAUAGAAAGAAAGAAACAAAAGGACUACAGCGAGAUUUGCACAACACCGAAUCUGACUAUGAUACCGGGAGGAGUUUUUGUAACAUUCAAAAUCAAGGGAGAACUGAGGGGAUGUAUUGGAUGCUUUUCACCUGAAAAGCCGGUGUAUGAGUUGAUUCAAGAGUACGCCGUUUGUGCUUGUAACGAUAGCAGAUUUGAUAGAAUGACAGUCGAAGAGUAUGACAAAACCACCAUUUCUGUGUCUUGUUUGUCGCCAUCUGUAGACACAAAAGACCCCCUCAAAGAAGUGAUUGCUGGUAAACAUGGCAUCAGGGUGCAAUAUGGGUAUUAUAGAGGGACGUAUCUUCCACAAGUUGCGACAGAACAAGGAUGGGACACAAAGACUUUCUGCACUCAUUGCGCGUAUCACAAAGCUGGUAUUAGUACAUCUGUAGAUGUAUUUAACAACCCCAAGGUUAAGUGGCAGAUAUAUACCGCGACGAUUGUUUCGGAGUAA
Molecule: messenger RNA, 570 nt
Organism: Entamoeba invadens IP1
Lineage: Eukaryota; Evosea; Mastigamoebida; Endamoebidae
Product: AMMECR1 domain containing protein
Exons: 1
Coding region: 1-570 (189 amino acids)
Source: RefSeq, a predicted model, not a curated record